This is a messenger RNA of Closterium sp. NIES-65, 2229 nucleotides long. The record is from the annotation of a GenBank genome assembly. NCBI's taxonomy places the organism in Eukaryota, Viridiplantae, Streptophyta, Zygnematophyceae, Desmidiales, Closteriaceae.
AUGGCGACUGCUCGCAUCGCCGUGCUGACGGCGGUGUUUUCGCGGAAGCUGAGCGCGCAGGUGGACAAGGCGGUGCCGUGCGACGUGCGCGACGCGCUGCUCGUCGACGCGCGCGUCCAUGAGCAGGCAGCGCCGGACGACGCUGCCGCGUGCUCAUCGCGCGCGCUGCACGUGAGCUCCAAAGCGGUGGCUCACCCUCGCGUGGUCCUGCCGCGGCCGUCGUCGUCCCUUGCGGCGGUCUGCAAGAUGGACUCUCGCGCCAUCGUGGCCACUCUUGGAACUCCCGCCGCUGGCGGCAUGCGCGAGGCGCACCACGCCUUGCCGGCGAAUGGAGCCGCUCACUUACCUCCCCCCAACGGCGUCGCGCCUCUCUCGCACGAUUCAAGCGGCGCGUCGAGCAGGUUAGAUCAGCGCGCGCGGUGGACGAAGCGGAAGAGCCGGCAGACGCCGCGGCAGGCGGCGUGGACGGCGGAGCAGGUGCGCGAGAGGGAGCGGCGGAUCGUGGAGGAGGUGGCGCGCGUGCCGGAGGGGCGGAGCGUGGCGGCCGUGCUGGACGCGUGGGCGGGGCGCACGACGCGCGUGGAGAUGUCGAGCGUUGUGAAGGAGCUCGGCGCGCAGCGCAAGGCGCGGCGGUCGCUGGAGGUGUUCGAGUGGAUGGACGCGCAGCGCGGGCGGAUGCGGCCCAACGGGCACACGUACACGCUCAUGCUCGGCAUCCUCGGCAGGGCGGGCAUGGUGGAGGAGGCGGAGGUGCUGUUCGCGCGGUUCCGCGCGGCGGCGUUCCGCGACAAGGUGCACGGCUUCAACGCCAUGCUGCACGCCUGGCUCUCGCACGGCCACCCGCAACGCGCCUGGACGCUCUUCCACCUCAUGCAGCAGCAGCAGCAGCAGCAGCAACAAGAAUUGGCCGCCAAUGGCGGUGCCAGCGCGUCCGUCCCCACCGCCAGUCCGCUCGACUCCUCACCCCGCAAGCCCCCCACCCACGUCGCGUCAGAUGCGUCCUCGCCUCCCGUCCCUCCCACUUCCCACUCGUCCUCUGCUCCAUCCGCCGCCCGCGCCACCCCCGACCACUCGUCGCAGCCGUCGCAAGCGCCUGCUGCGCGCAGCGACGGCCGCGGCGACGGCGACGGCGAUGGGGCCGGUGCGGCGAGCUGGGGUCCGCCGCCGGCGCCGGACGCGGUGACGUACAACACGAUGCUGAGCGCGGGGCUGGCGGGCGCGGGCACGGCUGGCAGGGGGAGGGCCAAGGGGCGGGGGAGAGGCAAAGGCGCAGGCAGCAGGGGGGGAGGGGCCAGCAGCGGCGGAAGCGGCAGCAGCGCAGGGCGGCAGGCGCUGGCGCUGUACGGCGAGAUGAAGGCGAGCGGCGUGCGCCCCACGGCGCGCACGUUCAACAUCCUGGUCGCGCUGCUCGGCCACCACGGGCUCGUCGCGCAGGCGGAGGGGGUGGUGGCGGAGAUGAGGAGGGAGGGGGUGGAGGCUGAUGCGCACACAGUGAGCGCGGUGAUGACCAUGUACACGCGCGCGGACCGCCCUGACGACGCCAUCCGGACGUACGAGAGGGCGGGGGCAGCGGGGGUGCGGCCCUCACAGGCCAUGUUCACGGCGCUCAUGGCGGCGCUCACAGCCGCCGGCCGCCCCGCAGACGCCGCCGCCGCCUUUGACGCCAUGCUGCAGGCGGGCCUCACUGCUGACGUGGCGGCGUGCGGGGCGCUGCUGAGGGCGCUGGCGGAGGCGGGGGAGGCGGAGCGGGCGGAGGCGGAGCUGCAGGCCAUGCCGGCGCGGCACGGCGUGCAGCCCAACGCCAUCGCGUACUCCGCUGUCGUCAUGGCCUACGGCAGGCAGGGCAUGUGGGAGGAGGCGGCACGGGUGUUUGAGGGGAUGCUGAGUGCGGGGUGUGAGGCGGACCUGCAGGCGUUCAACAUCCUCAUGGCGGCCUACGGCCUGCAGGGCCUCUCCCUGCCCGCCGCGCAGCUCUUCCGGCGCCUGCAGGCGCAUGGGCUGCGCCCCGACGCCGUGACGUACAACACGCUCAUCCACGCCCUCUCCAAGGCCGGCCUGCCCGGCGCGGCCCUGCGUGCGCUGGAGCACAUGCGGCAGGGCGGGUGCGAGCCCGACCACGUGACGCGUUGCCUGGUGGCGCGCAUCCUGCACGAGGCCGGUCGCCACACCGACGCCGAACACAUGCUGCGCCCGCCCCCCCCACCCCUUGCUGUGCCCUCGCAGCGGUAG